CAAGAUUUUUAUCAAUAAAAUCGUUUAAACAAUAGACCGGUCUUAAUGUAUAUCAACUUCCUUGUUCAAAGGCAGAAAAGUGCUCAACAUGGCUGCAUAUCUAACAAGCGUAAUUGCUGGAUUGUUUUUCAUAACUUUCUAUGUUGAAGACAUAGUGUCCAUGUCACGAUAUUGUACUGAGCAAUACGAGUGUUAUAAGAAUUGCCCCAGAAUAGAUAAAGAAAAAACUUCGUGUGGAUUUUUAGACCUUUCAGACUGCACCGUUUACAGAGAGAGGUUUUAUCCUUGCAAAUCAACUUGUGAAAGACAGGUAUGUUGCAACGGGUAUACCGGAGAGAACUGCAGCACACCAUUCGGAUGUGAAACAGCAACACGUUUGCCAGACAUAGACAAACGGGGAAGAAACUAUAUAGUUAAAGGGGAAGAUGAUGAAUAUAUAUAUGAUGAAUAUUUAGGCCCGGCUUGGUUCAGUGUUGGUCAAUAUAAAAUGCCUGACAGUCACACAGUACCUGAAUAUUUGGCAUGUGGAACAGAGGCUCCUAUUUACAUCAAAGGGGAUCAUCCUGAAGUGACUGAUUUGACUGGUGAGACAGUAUACCAUGCGGUCACUUGUGAAUGGUAUCCGUUUAAUAAUUGCUCCAAUGAACGUAAUAUAGAUAUACGACAAUGCGGUGAUGAAACACAGUAUUAUCUUGUACGUACGAGUCAUACAGCUGCAUACUGUAUGGAUCCGCCUGAUAUACAAGGGAUAACUGAUUUUGAGGCAGCGCCAACCGAUGUUACAAUAGGCGAUCUAUCAGUCCAUACAGAACUGAAGUUCAAAAUAACAAAUGGGUUUGAAAUACCUUUCCUUAGAUUCAACUGUAGUGAAAACGAAAACCCACCACACGGUCGGUCAAACAGGCCAAAUCUAUUGUACUCAACAUACUGGUUCAUUGAGUCGGUCCUGAUAAAGACAUUCCGUAGUGAACAAUAUGUCAUGCCGUUAGACGAAGAAGAACUUACAGACCUGGGAUAUAAAAUAGGAUUUACGAUACACUGUGGUAUUCGAACAUCAACAUCUGUCACUGGGUACCAGACAGGGAUGAAAUACAGUGAAAGCUUCUUUGCCGGAGUUAAGAUUCAUCCAAGUUUUAUAAAUAUGAAGAAAGAAGAUACUGCAAAUCUCACUCUUCAACCAACUGUUCCAUACGGUUGCUAUGCACGAGUUAAUGACGACAGAGACAUUCCUUGCAAGAUUUCAAUAAACUUGUACUACCCUGAAUUAUCAGAUAACUUAUGUAGUAUCGGAGACACUGAUACUGGAUCACAACCAAAGGUGGAAGACGUACAAGCUAAAUGUGGAGUAGAAAUUUCGGGAUUUCUACCAAAGGAUAUCAAAAACGGACAAAAACAAAUGAGCAAUGCCACUCUCAAAAUAUCAUCACCAUUUUUCUCCAACUCAGAUCCAACUGUUUACAAACUCAGUUUGCAAACACAAAAUAGCGGGACACAUGUUAUAUGGAAAAAGGCCCCUAUAUCUGAUUUCCAGUUGUUUAUAAUUCAAGAUGAGAGAUAUAAUGAAGAAACAAAGACACAUUGUUAUGCGCACGUUGACCCCCAUCAAAAAACAAGUGAUGGAAAGACUUUUGAGAACAAUGCAUUUAAUGGGUCAUUCAUAUUGUACCAACACGAAUCAGGGAUACAGGUACAAAUGAAGACGAUAGGCUGCAAUAGUGAUAGGGCAUAUUGCGCAUGCGCAGUUGCAGUGCGAGCUGGUGGUGAUGUCUUCCUGAUCAAUAUUUGUGGGGGGUUACGUUUUAUCGACAUGACCUCUUGCAAAGACGGGGGUGUACUGAUAAUUAGGGAAACGUCAAAAGUUAAUUACCAGGUUCAAACAAAUAUAGGGACCUUGAUCAAGAUAGAGAUAUUAACAGACAAGUACAGAAAUAUGAUGAACGUUGAUAUAUAUAUGGCACCAAAGGACCUCAAUAGAACCAAAGGAUUAUGUGGAACAUUUGACGGCGACACGGACAAUGAUUUCCACGAUAGAAACGGAAACCCAGUCGACGAAAAGGCAUUUUUAAAAGCUUGGACACUAAACGACGAAGAUGUCAAUUUGUUGCUACCAACUUGUAAUUUAAAUGUUGGUACAUGGACAGCAGACAACCAAGCCCUUUAUUGUUCUUGUCGAUGUCAUGAUACAGAAUAUGAUUGUGGGGCUCCUGAAGAAGAGGUUAUAUGUUCUCCAUCACAGUACGUGAACUGUACUGUUAGUUACAGAAAAACAAGUGAAUAUUGCGAGUAUUUCAAUAAACGGUGCUAUGUUCCAUUAAGAGCAAAACGUGGAGAUUCAUUUUUUCUGAAACAAGAUCCUGAAAUUGAAAUGAGACGUCUAGCUGCAAGGUCAGAACUUCCUCAUAAGGUUAUUGCAAAGAGGGAAGUUGUUGAGAAUAUUACCGAAGAAAUGGCUAGAGAUGAGUGCUCCAAUUAUUUGCACGCACAGGCGAUUGAAGAAAAAUUGCAACUUUUGGGAGGAUUUAAUUUAUCUCAAGCCAUUUGGGAAUGCACCUGGGAUGUUUAUACAGGACAAGAUCGCGGAUGGAUGGAGACACACAAACAAGCAGCUUUAUCCGCCAUAGAAACAAGUUAUAAAAGGGAUGCUAAUUACACGAUUUCUCACACUGACGAACUGAAAGAAUUCAAAACAAAAACAUGCCCUUAUGAUUGUAAUGGAAAUGGUGCCUGCUUAGAAAAUGGAACAUGUUCAUGCAACAGUGAUUUCUUCGGACCUACCUGUAGUAAUAUCAAAUCAGACGGGCCAGUAAUUGAGGAUAUUGAGGGAGGAGGGUUUUGUGACCUGAACUAUGGUAAAGACUGUAGCUGUUUCGCUGUUCAGUUGGAGGCUUUACACGAAUUCUUCUUCUGCAAAAGAGUUAUGAUACAGAAAACGAUAAUCGGAGAGUCACGUGUCGUUAGUACUAACAUAGUAUCCGGCUGGUAUCGUAAUAUAUACAAUGGCGAAUGUUGCUUUGAAGAUGACAGAAGAAAACGUUCCACUGAAUCUGAAACCGAUGUGUUACAUUACAAGCAUGAAAUCUCUAUCAGUAAUGAUGGGCAAAAUUUCGGACCUAUUUCAACUCUGUACGUCUUUGACUCCUUAUGUACUGAGAUGGUCCAAGACAAUGUCAGCACUGCAAGUUUUUAUCUCAAAGAAGGCACUUGUAUAAUUGAGGGAACAUGUUAUGAAGACCAAGCUGUCGACUUGAGCAAUAAUUGUUUCCGGUGUAGACCAGAGAUAACACAGUACAACUGGACAGAAGGUUGCAUAAAGGACAACAAAGAAGAACAAAAUCAUACCGAUACGGUGAUUGGGGCGAGUUUUGGUGGUAUUGUUUUGGCUAUAAUAAUUAUAAUAGUCGGGCUUUGCAUUUAUAGACACAGACAAAGAGUUGAUGCACCUGCACGAUAUCAGAUGGCUGGAAGACCUGUUUUGAACAGAGAGCAAUUAAAUGAUAAUAAUGCUUUAUGAUAGUGUACACGUUGUAUCAAUAUCUUACACUGGCAUUUAGAUACAGAUCGAUAUCUUAGAUUUUUGGUAGAAGUGCUUGUGUUUGAAAACAAUGAAUAGGGCAAUGCUCUACAUAUUUGUGCUAAACAAUGUCUAUAUUUAAGCCAUUUCGUGUUCAAAACUUAACUGGAAAGUAUAUAUUAUUAGUAUUAACAAUUUAACGUACACUUAAUUUGACAAUGCCUGCCAUAUACGAGUAGAGACACUGAUUAAAUAAUUAUUUGAUAAUGAAUAUCAUGUGUAUUGAAUAUUUCAGUUGCAAUGGAUACAAUAACCAUAUCAUGUUCAUAAGGAUGAAAACAUAUCUCCGGCCGUUUAGCCUCAAUAUCGGUAUCACAUUUCAUCUGAAUAGACUCCAGUUGUCGACUUGCUUGCGUAUUUUGAUAUCUAAAAAAAAAUACGCUGCCAAAUGGUCCCAAAUUAAAUGGAAUCUGGACAUGUCUAUUUUGUAAAUUCAGCAGGUUUAAGGAUAAAAUGUUUCUGCAAUGAUUGAUAAUUGAUGUCAUUGUAUUGAAUGACUUAAGAAUCUUAGAUUGGUAAUGUUUAAGAACAAAAAUAUACAAAUAUAUGUAUAUGUGUUAUUAUUAUUAUAAUUAUUAUAAUUAUCAUUAUUAUUAUUCAGGAAUAUUCUUUAAAAAUCUGUAAAUUGAAUAUUAAAUUGUUGUUCUGCAAAAGCAUGUAUGUAAAAUACCAUUUGUCAUUAAGUGAGAAAGAACAUGUAAUACAAGAGGAAAGGUUUCAUCAUGCAUUUUCAGGUUUAUGUUACCGUUCCAUACAAUCAGUGUUAUUAUGUCAGAUUAUCAAUUCUAACACGCUUCACACUACUCCCCUAUCA
This is a messenger RNA of Ruditapes philippinarum (Manila clam), 4385 nucleotides long. RefSeq lists its product as uncharacterized. The record is from RefSeq and is a predicted model, not a curated record. The coding region runs from base 89 to 3511 and encodes 1140 amino acids. NCBI's taxonomy places the organism in Eukaryota, Metazoa, Mollusca, Bivalvia, Venerida, Veneridae. The transcript has 23 exons.